Molecule: messenger RNA, 1021 nt
Organism: Capsicum annuum
Lineage: Eukaryota; Viridiplantae; Streptophyta; Magnoliopsida; Solanales; Solanaceae
Product: protein LURP-one-related 10
Exons: 2
Coding region: 201-836 (211 amino acids)
Source: RefSeq, a predicted model, not a curated record
UUCUUACACAUCUUGGCAUCGCCGACUAAAGAACAAUUCCAAAAUUCCUCAUCAUCCUCCCACUUUUCUUUUCUUCAUCAUUAAUUAAUCAACAAAAAUUUCCACUAUAAAAUUACUUCCAAUUGCCAAACCAAAACUCAGACACUAAUCUCCAAUAAAUCUCACCCAAAAUCAUCUAGUUUUCUUACAAUUAAUUAAUUAUGGGAGGUGGACCAAGUAGCUAUCCUCCUCAGAUGAUGGCAAAUCAACAAGUUGCAAUAAUAAGUCCACAAUUUUGUGCACCAUAUCCAGUUGAUUUGAACAUCGUGAGGAAACUUAUGACGUUGUCUGAAGGUGCUUUUGGAGUUACUGAUGUUAAUGGUAACAUCGUUUUUAAGGUUAAAAGCAAAUUGUUUAGCCUUCGUGAUCGACGUGUUUUGCUUGAUGCUGCUGGUAAUCCUAUUGUCACUUUCCAACAAAAGAUAUUGAGUGCACAUAGAAGAUGGCAAGUCUACAGAGGAGAGAGCACAGACUCAAAAGAUUUUCUCUUUAGUGUAAAGAAGUCUUCACUUCUUCAAUUCAAGACCAAGUUGGAUGUUUUCUUGGCACACAAUACAAAAGAAGAUGUUUGUGAUUUCAGAAUUGAAGGCAGUUGGUUUGAAAGAUCAUGUGUUAUUUAUGCUGGAAAUACUUCUACUAUAAUUGCCCAAAUGCAUAGGAAACACACUGCUCAGAGUAUACUGCUUGGCAAAGACAAUUUUGGUGUCACUGUGUACCCGAACGUGGACUACGCGUUCAUAGUUGCUCUUGUUGUGAUUCUGGAGGAGAUUAAUGAGGAUCGAUCUGGUGAUGAUUGAUUUUAGCACGAGCGUUGGCAGUGUUUGAUGUAUAUUUUGUGUGAGCCGCGUUUUGGCUUUAAUUGGGAGUACUUCGAUUGUUGGAUUUGCCUGUGUAGUAUAGAGGUGUAAUGUUGUUUUGUUAGGAAGUUUUUCAAACGGACAAAUUACGAACUAUUUUACUACUUUUUUCCUGAUUUUCGCGA